AUGCCUGCUGUUAUCGCUGGUCGCAUUCUCUUUCAAGAGACGUGGAGAAUGGGAAUUGGUUGGGACGAGGAACUUCCCGCUCUUGCGAAAGCAAAAUGGCAGACUUGGUUUGCAAGCUUAGCAAAAAUUUCAACAGAAGUCACAAUACCGCGUUACUACCAAACCAAGCCUGCUAUAGAAAGCCAACUUCACAUUUUAGCAGACUCAAGUGAGUUAGCCUACGCCUGCGUAGCGUUUUGGCGUUUUAUUCGGGAGGACGGGACGGUUCAUCUCUCUCUCGUAGGUGGAAAGGCGCGCUUAGCUCCAUUAAAACCGGUAUCUAUCCCACGGCUGGAGCUACAGGCGGCACUCGUAGCUACUAGAUUCGCAACAUAUAUUUUGGAAGCACACCGUAUCGUCACAUCGAAAAUUUUCUUUUGGACAGACUCUCUAACAGUUUUAAAAUGGUUGCGUAGUGACGCGCGGACUUUUAAACCGUUUGUAGCUCACCGUGUUGGGGAGAUAUUGGAAACUACAGAUGUAGCUGAUUGGCACUAUGUACCAACGGCACUGAAUGUAGCGGACGAUGCUACACGCGGGCAGUGUACUCUCUCUUCGACCUCCCGUUGGUACACUGGUCCAGAUUUUCUUCAUGGCCCUCCGGAACAAUGGCCGCGCGAGCCAGCAAUUGGUUCCCCACCGGUACUCGAGGAGUUAAAACCAGAGCAUGCGCUAACAUUUCUAUUAACUGAAGAACCGACAGUUCCAUCCCCGGUAAUUGCAAAUCCUAAUCGUUUUGAUCGAUGGAUUCGGUUAGUUAGGGCAACUGCUCGUGCACAUCAUUGUGCCAAGAUCUUUCGGUCUUUAUUAGAAAAACUUCCAAAUUCAAAAUCAAAAAAGGUCGCCUCCGAGGUUUCUUCUAAAAUUAUGAAACCCCUUUCGGCCAAGGAAAUCUUGGAGGCUGAAAGGCACCUUCUUUUAUAUUCACAACUGAAGUCGUUCAAUCACGAAUUCUUACGUCUUUCAGCAGGUCUUUCCUCAACUAAUCAAGGAAAACUUAAAAACCUAACCUUGAUGUUGGGAGAGGAUGGUUUAAUUCGCUUAAACGGAAGAAUUCGGGCAAUUUUAGAUGCUCCCACGCAGGAAGUUAACCCAAUUGUCUUGGACGGUCGACAUUUAAUAAUACGACUAUUUCUCGAUUACUACCAUCGAAAGUUUGGUCACAGUAACACUGAAACUGUCGUCAACUUCCUGCGUGGUAGAUAUUACAUAAUAGCACUACGCUCUAGUAUUAGGUCUGUUGCUAAACGUUGCUGUUUUUGCAGAGUUAGAAAACUUCUCCCGUCUGUGCCACAAUUUGGUGAUCUACCCAGCGACAGGUUAUCACAUCAUCAGCGCCCGUUCUCUUUCACCGGUCUUGAUUAUUUUGGUCCAGUGGAGGUUACUAUUGGGCGCAGGCGGGAAAAACGCUGGGUAGCUUUAUUUACGUGCCUCACCACCCGAGCUGUCCACCUGGAAAUCGUGGCAAGCCUUUCAGCAGAUGCCGCCAUCAUGGCUCUUAGAAGAUUCAUUGCCCGUCGAGGAUGUCCUUCAAAAAUUAUCUCUGAUAACGGUACGGCCUUUGUCGGUGCAGCGAAUCAACUUGCUCAGGUGUUCGAUUUUGCAGCCAAUAACAAAAUUGAGUGGACAUUCAUUUGCCCGGCGGCUCCAUCAAUGGGUGGUUCUUGGAAACGUCUAGUCAGAUCUAUCAAGAACGCCAUUUCCGUAACCCUGCUGCAGCAGGCACCGAAGGAAGAAGUGUUGUCAACUUUACUACUGGAAGCAGAGGCCCUAGUAAACUCACGUCCACUUACGCACGUCCCUGUGGACCCUGAGACACUACAGGCUCUUACGCCGUUUCAUUUUCUGUUGGGUACACCGUCAACUGAAGCCGUUCGCCCUUGCACCGAUGCAGACUUGUACCGUCGCCUCAACCAUAAAAGGGUUCUCAGAUUGGCCGAGAUUUUUUGGGCCAGAUGGCUCCGAGAAUACCUUCCGACGCUCAUCCCCAGAAAAGCCGGGUUUACGCAAUCUGCCGCUAAUGUAGGCGAUCCGGUACUAAUAGCAGAUCAAAAUCUACCAAGAGGAACCUGGCCUAGAGGCCGAAUAUCGAAGGUUUUCCCUGGCCCAGAUGGAGUGGUUCGGGUGGUCGAAAUUACUACCAAUAAAGGGCUCUUAAAAAGACCCAUCAGAAAAGUAGUGCCAUUGCUUUUGUCGCCUCCUUAG
Galleria mellonella (greater wax moth) is the source of this 2244-nucleotide messenger RNA. RefSeq lists its product as uncharacterized. Gene Ontology annotation, biological process: DNA integration. The coding region runs from base 1 to 2244 and encodes 747 amino acids. NCBI's taxonomy places the organism in Eukaryota, Metazoa, Arthropoda, Insecta, Lepidoptera, Pyralidae. The transcript has a single exon. The record is from RefSeq and is a predicted model, not a curated record. Gene Ontology annotation, molecular function: nucleic acid binding.